GCCCGGCCUGAGGAGCGGCCCCCGGCUGCGGGGAGAAUCGGUGCGGCCCUCGGGGACACGGUGGCCCGUCACCUGGGGAUGGUGCGGCCAUGGAAGCGUAAACAUGGAUUCCCUGCCCCCUGGAUAGUCUGGAUAGAACAAGCAGAGGAUAUUGAUGCUCGGAAAUCUCAAACUCCUUCAGUUAACCAGCAUCUGAGAGGGAUUCACUGUGUCAGCUGAGCCGACGAGGCACCAUAAAUUCCGCAGCAUGGAGACAUUAUUCACUAGCUCUGAGAGUGAGCUGGCAUUCACUCAAUCCACCCACCAGCAAGUUCAAGCUGUGGAGAAACCUUUUCCCUGUCCCGAUUGUGGGAAGGGAUUCACUCAAACAAACAACCUGAAGAGACACCAAAGACAAGUUCACGCUGAGGAGGAACCAAUUCCUUGUACAGAUUGCGGGAAGGUAUUCUCUCAAGCCUGCAACUUGAAGAGACACCAACAGCAAGUUCACGCUGAAGAGAAACUAUUUCCCUGUCCCGAUUGUGGGAAGGAAUUCUCUCAGGCCGGCAACCUGAAGAGACACCAGAGAAUUCACACAGGGGAGAAGCCAUUCACCUGUUCUGUGUGUGCGAAGGGAUUUACUGCAUCAUCUGGGCUACAGACACACCAGCGGAUUCACACUGGGGAGAGGCCGUUCACCUGUUCUGAGUGUGGGAAGGGAUUUGUCCAAUUGGCAAACCUCAGGACACACUAUCAAAUUCACACCGGGGAGAGACCGUUCAUCUGCUCCGAGUGUGGCAAGGGAUUUACUCAAUUAUGUGGGCUGCAGCAACACCAGAGGAUUCACAUCAGGGAGAGGCCGUUCACCUGCUCUGUGUGUGGGAAGGGAUUUAUGCAGUCAUCUCACCUGCAGUCACACCAGCGAAUACACAUUGCAGAGAGACCGUUCACGUGCUCUAUGUGCGGGAAGGGGUUUAUUGAUCACUCUGGGCUACAGAGACACCAGCAGAUUCACAGUGGGGAGAGGCCGUUCAUCUGCUCCGAGUGUGGGAAGGGAUUCACUGAUUCUUCCAGCUUGCUGACCCACCGGCGAAUUCACACUGGGGAGAGGCCGUUCACUUGUUCCGUGUGUGGGAUGGGAUUUGUACAAUUAUCUCAGCUACAGACACACCAGCCUAUUCACACCGGGGAGAGGCCGUUCACUUGUUCUGUGUGUGGGAAGGGAUUUAUACAUUCAUAUCGGCUGCGUUCACACCAGCGGAUUCACACUGGCGAGAGGCCGUUCGCCUGUUCUGUGUGUGGGAAGGGAUUUAUACAUUCAUAUCGGCUGCGGUCACACCAGCGGAUUCACACUGGCGAGAGGCCGUUCGCCUGUUCUGUGUGUGGGAAGGGAUUCACUGGGUUGAACUACUUGAAAAAGCAUGAGCGGGUUCAUACCGAGGAGAGGCCGUUCCCUUGUUCUGUGUGCGGGAAAGUAUUUAUUGAUACAUCUCGGCUACAAUUACACCAGCGAACUCACACUGGGGAGAGGCCGUUCACCUGCUCUGUGUGUGGGAAGGGGUUCACUGGGUUGAACUGCCUGAAAAGACAUGAGCGAGUUCACGCCAGGGAGAGACCAUUCACUUGUUUUGUGUGUGAGAGGCGAUUUAUGGAUGCAUCUCAGCUAAAAUCACACCUGCGGACUCACACGGGAGAGAAGCCUUUCACUUGUUCUGUGUGUGACAAGGGGUUUGGUAAAUUACAUGGGCUACAAGUACACCAGCGAAUACACACUGGGGAGAGGCCGCACACUUGUUCUGUCUGUGAGAAGGCGUUUACUAACUUAGCUGCGUUACUAACACACCAGAGAAUUCACACAGGUGAGAGGCCAUUCACCUGCUCUGAGUGUGGGAGGAGAUUCACUCAGUCUUCCCACCUGAAGACCCACCAGCGAGUUCACGCUGCGGGGAAACCAUUUGCCUCUCCCAACGGUGGGCAGGUCGACACUGAUGACCUGGUGACCGACCAGCAAAUUCACACUGAAUAGAGGCCGCUCACCUGUUCUGUGUGUGGGAAUGGAUUCACUCAGUCUCCCAACCUAGUGACCCAUGAGUGAGUUCACACUGGAAGGGGAGUUUAAAUAAGCUGUCUGUUCUGUGUCUAACCAUCACAGUUGCCGAAUCCUGUUUCAAGUCUAAAAGUGUCUGCUGGUGUUAGAGUCUGUGGUUUGUGCUGCUGCUCAUCACAUCUAGGACUCGCAGGUCACUGGGCACAGUUGUGCUUCGUUCCACUGAUGAUAGUUUGCAUUUAUUUUAUUGUCACGUGUGCUGAGGUACGGUGGAAAGCAUUUGUUGCGUGCGGCGGAGCGAUGUGGGGGGGGGCUGGGGCGGGACGCUGAAGAACAAAGGAGGACCCAGUGUGCGGGAACAGUCGUUCCGGGGGGAGAGAGAACAAAGGAGGACUCUUGGGUAUUUCACUUUGACUUGUCAUGUGACAAUAAAGCAUUAAUUCAAUGGAAAGACAAUACAUGAUUAUACCUGCUAUUUCCAUUGCUAUAUCUGAGCUGGGGUUUAAUAUUCUGGGUUUGUGAUAAAUGAGUUCUGUUGUAAACCCGGUGGCUCAGGUCCUUGUCCCUGCCUCUACAACACACUCCUUCAAUGAACCAGGAGGUCCACAUUCUUCUGAGUUCAGGAGUUAUAGGAGCAGAUCGGUCAGGUCAGAGAGUUCACAUUGGGGAGAGAGCAUUCACCUGUUUAGUAUGGGAAUGAUUUCACUUGAUUAUCUGAGGUAUUGGCACACCAGCUCGUUCACACUUGGGAGAAAGGUUAAAUAAUAUUUUGGUUUUGGUGUUUCACAUCUCCCGCAAGUCUGUAGUUUUCUGACUAUGUGGUUAAACCUGAUGUUCAUCAUAACCAGGACUAAACCCUGGUCAUUGGAGACAUUUGGAGGUUGUUCUUAUGUUGUUAGUACUUCCUGUAACUGGGCUGUAGUUUAAUAUCUUGGAUAUGUGACAAAUAAAGGAGUUCUGUUGUAAAA
Molecule: messenger RNA, 2994 nt
Organism: Amblyraja radiata (thorny skate)
Lineage: Eukaryota; Metazoa; Chordata; Chondrichthyes; Rajiformes; Rajidae
Product: gastrula zinc finger protein XlCGF26.1-like
Exons: 2
Coding region: 248-2005 (585 amino acids)
Biological process (GO): regulation of transcription by RNA polymerase II
Cellular component (GO): chromatin; transcription regulator complex; PcG protein complex
Molecular function (GO): RNA polymerase II cis-regulatory region sequence-specific DNA binding; DNA-binding transcription factor activity, RNA polymerase II-specific
Source: RefSeq, a predicted model, not a curated record